UGUGGUCUACUUCUUCUAUAUGCUGUAAAUUGUCUAUGGUGUUAAACAUGAAAAUAUUUUUUUCGAGUGAAUUAAUUAAAACAAAGAUUUAGAAGCAAUAUUCUGUAAAAAACGAAGUAAAUAUUCACAGUUACGAUUCAUUUGACUAUUUUCAAUAUCAAAAUAACUUUCAUUUCCUUUGUGAACAUAUAAAAUCGGAACGAACUACAUAAAAAGCAAGAUGAAAUAAAUUACGUAUACUAUUAGUAGGUUUUGCCUGUAAAAUUCAAGGUAUUUACCGUCGUUUAUUCUUAUUUUCGUAAAUAAAGAGUUAGUGAAAAAUGCUAAGAAUUCGUCAUACCAUGAAGUGAAACGUGAAUGAAAUAAAACAUACUAGUCUGGGAUAUUUUGAACACUUGGAUUGACAAUGUUCUUCGAUAAUUUGUACAAAAACAGGCAUAUUAUGCAGGAAUUUGAAGACAUAGAGGUGCAUAAGACUAGUGUUUCGGUAUUUGUGGCUCUCUUUUAUCUAGAAAUGCUGUACGUUUUGCUCAUGACCCUGUCUAUUCUGAACAGACUGAAUCAGUUAACUUCUUGAAUUAGUUAAUAAAUAGUAAACAAAAAUGAGUGCAAAUGAUGCCAAUAGUGUGGUUCAAUGUUAUGGAUCGGAACCACUGUACCUGCUUGCAGAAGAGAAUAACAAGGUCUAUGUGGAUAACUUCCUGCUGGAGCAGCAUCAGAUUGACGGGCUUAGGUUUCUUUUCAAUCAAUUUAACAAGAAAUCCCCAGGGGUGAUAGUAAACUUUCCGCCCUCGUGCGGCAAAUCGGCCACGGUUGCGAUAUUCCUGAACGCCGUCACCAAUGUGUUGAAGAAUCCCGUCUUGAUUCUUUGUAAAGAUGACAGUGCAUUGCAGUAUUGGAAGGAGAUACUACUAAAAUGGUCUUCAUAUGUUGAGGAUCAUAUAGCAGUGGAAGCCUCGAACCCUUUUAUUAAAGGCAAGAAGGUAUUUCUCAAGAAACGUGAAAACCUGUACUCCUACCUGCGCCGGCGAUGGAGUAUUAUCAUUAUUAAGGAGAAUAUUGUGAGCAAGGACGUCUUUAAACUUGCCUUCGAGGCAGAUUUCAAGAUGUGUAUCACUGCAACUGAUAUAAAGAAAGACGCGUCACUGCUUACCGCCGUUUAUAAUUGGCUGUAUCCAAAGUCGAAGGUAAAUAUCAAUGAUUUUGUAGCCAAAGAAAACCAUCCUAGAGAAAAAUUUCGAAAAUCUGUACAACUAGACCUAAUACUAGAGGACGUUGCAAUUAGACGAUACCUUAACUUAAAGCCGUUCCACACUGAGAGAGCCGAUAAUGUCACGGAAAUUGAAACCAAUCUGACUGAAGAUGAAACAAAUCACAGAAAAGGGCCUUCAAAAAAUAAAGAUGCCACCGGUACCAAAGUUAAGAGAUCAAAAAUAACAGCUAAAGAUGGUUUGGUUGUAAGUACACCACCAAAUCAAAAUGAUGAGGUAAUAAACAAAUUAUCAGGACAAGCGUUCAUUUUCAUAAAUGAUUUUGACAAAACAUCAGAUCUGAAUGUCAAUUUGAAUUCUAUUUUAAUGAAUGAUCAGUUAACAAACAACACAUCAGAUCAAAACAUAAUUUUAUUAAAUAAUCAAAUAGUAAACGACACAUCACAUGAAAACUUCAUUUUCACAAAUGAUCAGGCAAUAAAUGAAACAUCAAACCAAAACGUCAUUUUCAUUGAUGAACAGGUUUUAAAAAGCAUUUCAAAUCAAAACUUCAUUUUAAUGAAUGAUCAAAUAGUAAAUGAACCUUCUGAUCAAAACGUCAUUUUAAUAGAUGAACAGGUACUAAGUGAAACAUUGAAUCAAACCGCUACUUUAACACACAAUCAAAUAUCAAAUAGAAAUUCUAAUCAAAACACCAUUCUAAAGGAAAAUCAGAUAGUAAACAAACCUGAUCAAAACGACAUUCUAAUAGAUGAACAAGUACAAAGUAAAAUAUUGAAUCAAAACGCUACGUUAACGAACAAUCAUAUAUCAAAUAGAAAUUCUUAUCAAAACAUCAUUUUAAAGGAAGCUCAAAUAGUAAAAGAACCUUCUGAUCAAAACGUCAUUUUGAUAGAUGAACAGGUACCAAGUGAAACGUUGAAUCAAAACGCUACGUUAACGAACAACCAUAUAUCAAAUAGAAAUUCUAAUCAAAACAUCAUUUUAAAGGAUACUCCAAUAGUAAAAGAACCUUCUGAUCAAAACGUCAUUUUGAUAGAUGAACAGGUACCAAGUGAAACGUUGAAUCAAAACGCUACGUUAACGAACAAUCAUAUAUCCAAUAGAAAUUAUAAUCAAAACAUCAUUUUAAAGGAUAUUCCAAUAGUAAAAGAACCUUCUGAUCAAAAUGUCAUUUUGAUAGAUGAACAGGUACCAAGUGAAACGUUGAAUCAAAACGCUACGUUAACGAGCGAUCAUAUAUCAAAUAGAAAUUCUAAUCAAAACAUCAUUUUAAAGGAUACUCCAAUAGUAAAAGAACCUUCUGAUCAAAACGUCAUUUUGAUAGAUGAACAGGUACCAAGUGAAACGUUGAAUCAAAACGCUACGUUAACGAACAAUCAUAUAUCCAAUAGAAAUUAUAAUCAAAACCUCAUUCUAAAGGAUGCUCCAAUAGUAAAAGAACCUUCUGAUCAAAACGUCAUUUUGAUAGACAAACAGGUACUAAGUGAAACAUUGAAUCAAACCCCUACUUUAACGAACCUUAAUAAAUCAAAUAGAAGUUCUAAUCAAAACAUCAUUUCAAAGGAUGAUCAGAUAGGAUACGAACUUUCUGUUCAAAACGACAUUUUAAUAGAUAAACGAGUACUAAGUGAAACGUUGAAUCAAAACGCUACGUUAACGAACAAUCAUACUAUAUCAAAUAGAAAUUCUUAUCAAAACAUAUUUUUAAAGGAAGCUCAAAUAGUAAAAGAAUCUGAUCAAAACGUCAGUUUGAUAGAUGAACAGGUAAUAAGUGAAACAUUGAAUCAAAACCCUACUUUAACGAACCAUCAUAAAUCAAAAAGAAUUUCUAAUCAAACCCCCAUUUUAACUGAUAAACAGUUACUACUAAACUAUUUGUCGAAUAAAAACGUCGUUUCAACGAAUUGUCAUCUUGACGUCGUUGCAAACACGUCAGAUCAAAACGUCAUUUUAAUAGAUGAACGAGUACAAAGUGAAACGUUGAAUCAAAACGCUACGUUAACGAACAAUCAUAUUAUAUCAAGUGGAAAUUCUUAUCAAAACAUAUUUUUAAAGGAAGCUCAAAUAGUAAAAGAAUCUGAUCAAAACGUCAGUUUGAUAGAUGAACAGGUACUAAGUGAAACAUUGAAUCAAAACCCUACUUUAACGAACCAUCAUAAAUCAAAUAUAAUUUCUAAUCACACCCCCAUUUUAACUGAUAAACAGUUACUACUAAACUAUUUGUCGAAUAAAAAGGUCGUUUCAACGAAUGGUCAUAUUAACAUAGUUGCAAACACAUCAGAUAAAAAGGUCAUUUUAAAUGAUCGCAAUAAAAAUGAAUCAAAUGCUCGUAUUCAUAUAAAAGACAACGACGUACGCAAUAAAAUUAGAGUUUAUGCUGGUCCAAUGAUUAAUAAAAAGAAUAAUUUGGACAAAGAUAAUAUGAAAGGUAAUCGUGUUAAACUUAGUAGUCAUAAGUCCCUGAUAAAUAGUGUAAUCAACAAUUCAGAUACAAGUGAUGAUCAAGAUUCUUUCAAAUUAGACGUUGACAACUUCAUUCGCGAUCAGCGACCCUUAGAACUUGUUAGUCGAUAUAAUAAACUAUCUCGUUUAUAUCAUAAAACGGAAUUAAAUAUAAAUACAAUAGAAAAAACAUUAAAAUUAAAAAAGAUUGAUUUUAAUACAUCUUUAAACAUCAAUAAUGUCUCCAAAGUUAAUCGAAAUGAAAUUAAUGAUUUAGACGAUAAAGACCUACUAAAGGAACAAUUAAUAGAUUCUUUACAUUUAGAUAAUUCUCAAAUCAAAGAAGAAAUAAAAGAUUCAGAAGAAACAUUCAUAAAGGAAGAAUCAACUGAGUCAUUAAAUUUUGAAAAUAAUUCCAAACUUGAUUUAAAUGAAAUGAAAAAGGAACAAUUAAUAGAGUCGUUGGAUUUAGAUAAUUCUCAAGUCAAAGAAGAAACAAAAGAUUCAGAUGAAACCUUUAUAAAGGAAGAACCAACUGAGUCAUUAAAUUUUGAAAAUAAUUCCAAACUUGAUUUAAAUGAAAUGAAAGAUCUAAAAAAACAACUGAUCGAGUCCUUAGGUUUUGACAGUGAUUCUAAAGUUAUUCGCAAUGAAAGUAAAAAUACUUCUAAAGUUGAUCUGAAUGAAAUGAAAGAUAUAAGAAAUAAAUGUUUAUUACAGAAACAACUAAUCGCGUCAUUAGGCCUUAACAGCGAUUGUGAAGAAAUAAAAAAAACAAUAAAUGAAAAUAACAACGAACUCAACGAGUGUAUAGAUUUCGACAAAACUUUGAUAAAGGAAGAAUCCACAGAGUCACUAAGCUUAGGUAGUAAUUCUAUAGUUGAUCAAAACGAAAUAAGAAACGAUAUAAAUAUACUGAAGGAAAAACCUGCUGAAUCUUUAAAUCUUUGUACUAAUUCUAAAGUUGAUCAAAAUGAAAUGAAAGAUUUACAUAACAAAACCGUGUUACAGAAACAAUUGAUUGAGUCAUUGGGUCUCGAUGAUGUUAAGCCUGAAAUAAAAGAUGAAGAAAAUGACGAUCAAAAUAACAUUAGUAAAAAUAUACAAAACGCAGUCCAACAAAUUGCUACCGAUCCAGAGGAUGAUGGAAUAAUUAAAAUUAAAAUAGAAUCAGAGGACGGAAAUGAAACGAAUACAGAAAGAAGUGUAAAUAAUGUAAGUAAUAAAAGAAAGUCUGACAAAGAUUUAGAUUGUAAGAUUUUAGAUAUGGAAGAAAAAGCGCUUAAGAAAUUCAAAGGAUCCUUCCUUGAUAGUAUAUUCUAACCGUCUCAUCAAAGUUUGAGUGUAGAUAGAUUUCGAAAAUAAAACUGUAAAUAGUAAGUAGCCUUAGUAUGAGAUUCUACAUCCAUCAACGUUGAUAGAAUUCAGGCACCGAAACACUUUAGCUUCAAAGUAAAAUGGAACAUAACUGCCUUAUUAACCGACUUCAAAAAAGGAGGACAAACAUUCCUAAUUGGGUAUUUUCCUACAUUUGAAUUUGAUAAAUAUUAUUACUUUAUUAUAAACUAGAGGAUGCCCGCGACUUCGUCCGCUAGGAUUUAGGUUUUUAAAGAUCCCGUGAGAACUAUUUGUCUUUUCGGGAUAA
Messenger RNA from Maniola jurtina (meadow brown), 5301 nucleotides. Its product is annotated as MATH and LRR domain-containing protein PFE0570w-like. Lineage: Eukaryota; Metazoa; Arthropoda; Insecta; Lepidoptera; Nymphalidae. The record is from RefSeq and is a predicted model, not a curated record. Bases 603 to 4979 code for a protein of 1458 amino acids. The transcript has 6 exons.